Molecule: messenger RNA, 540 nt
Organism: Trichomonas vaginalis G3
Lineage: Eukaryota; Parabasalia; Trichomonadida; Trichomonadidae
Product: Ankyrin repeat family
Exons: 1
Coding region: 1-540 (179 amino acids)
Molecular function (GO): protein binding
Source: RefSeq, a predicted model, not a curated record
AUGAUAAUUAUCAAUGAAAUUCUUAAAACGAAAGGAUUAGAUAUCACAGCAAAAGAUAACUCUGGAGAAACUGCUCUCCAUUUAGCAGCUAAAGGUAAUAGCAAAGCAUUAAUAAGACAUUUGGUUGAAAAUGGAGCAGAUAUCAACUCACACGAUGAUAUUGGGCGUUCUCCAAUACACAUCGCCGUCGAAAAUAAUAAAAAAUCAAUAAUUGCUCUCCUUAAAUCACUUGGAGCAGAUAUCAAUUCAAGAGAUAAUUAUGGAGAAACUCCUCUUCAUUAUGCACUUCAUCAAUGUAGAAAAGAAAUUGUAGAUUUUCUUAUUUCGCAAGGUGCAGAUAUCGAAGCAAAAGAUAAUAAUGGUCGAAAAAUAAUUCAUAUUGCUGCUGAAAAUGGCAGAGUUGGCAUUGUUGAAAAACUUAUCUCAUUAGGUGCAGAUUUAAAUUCAGCAGAUAAUCAAGGACAAACUCCCCUUGAUAUUGCUUUAAACUAUAGCCGUAAAAUUGCAACAAUUCUCAUGCAACAUGAUGCCGUCGAAUAA